GCAGCGGCAACUGUAUCAAAAUGGCGCUGUCCUGGGCCGGGGUGUGCCGAGGUUCGGCGCUGGUAUUUUUGUGCCGAAGGCGAUCAAAUGGGGUCACUGCCAGGCUAUGCACCCCAAUGCCCAAUGCAUCGUCACGAAUAAGCCUGACGCUCUAUAGGCUGUACUCCCCCUCCAAGGCCAGACUAGGGCUUGGGAGUCGGGUGUCUUCCAGGUUGAAUUGGGUGAAUGAGAAAUAUGAGCGCUUCCUGAAGCGACGGUUCCCACGCUUUUACGUCCUGUACCAUACUCUCAUAACAGGAUUUCGACUCCUCUUAAGCGAUUCCAUGGAGAUCAAGAAGAUUAAGAUGAAGAUGUACCACAACAACUUGGAUGUCCAUGAGCUACCAUACCAUGAUAUGGAGAGGCUCAGACAGUUUCGCAGAGACGUGAUCAAAGCCAUUCCUCUGAUGCUGAUCUCCAUCCCUCCUUUUGCCAACUACCUGGUCUUUGUCCUCAUGUACCUUUUCCCCAGACAGAUCCUCAUUCGCCAUUUCUGGACCCCCGAGAAGCAGGUUGAGUUUGAGGGAGUGUACCAUGCCCAGAGGUGCCAGCACCAUGCGGAGGUGCUGCAGGGCCUGGUGAGGGCAGUGCCACGUGUCAGAAAAGAAAAGCAGAGCCAGCUCUUGGACCUGUGCAAUAAGGUAGAAAAUGGAGCACAUCCCAGCGUGACGGACAUCCAGGCAGUGCGCACCCUCUUCUCCGGACCUCCCCUGGGAAUGAAGAGACUGGGCGCAUAUCAGAUGAGGCUGCUGAGUACCCAGCUUUUCCUGACGCCCCGCCUCCCAGCCUUCCUGAUUCGCCAUCGGUUGAACGGCCAUGCCUUAGAGCUUCUGCAAUUGGACCGUGCGCUGAACAGUCUAGGCGUGCUCAAGCUGAGUGAAGCAGAGCUGCGGCAGGCCUGCUACUUGAGAGGUCUGCUCGCCUCCAGUCUGAGUGCUAAGCAGUGCAGGGAGUGGCUGAUGCAGUGGCUCCAGCUCACCUCUCGCCUCAAAGACUCAGAAACAUCGCUGCUACUGCACAGCCUGGUCCUGCUCUCUGUGAACUAUCACAAGUCCAUCCACCACUGACCUCCAGGGCAGCCCUGCCUUUCCUUCCUGCCUGGGGGCUGCUCUCAGGAGCUGGGGGGCGGAACAAAGGCGUCUUACCCACAAGUCCCCAGCAGCACACCACUCGCACACCUAAAGCCGUUCAGUCAACGCUCCCUCCUGAAGCUCCACUCAGGAACAACGACCCGAAUGCACUUCCUCAGUUUGGGUCAACUGACUGAAGGAUAUAAAAUGAAGGAAGAGACAGUGGCUUCUUUUACAUUUGUCAGGCUGUGGGGUUUUCUGCUCAUUUCUCUGUGCGAUGUGAAGGGCGCGGUUGUACAGUAGAGACAGGGGGUUGUUGAAGAACGUUUGACGCUUGGCUGUUAUUUUAGGACGCGCGAGUUUGGAUAAUAGACGCUAAGAGCCUACAGGGCCUCUGCUGAGGUCUGGGGGCCCAAGAUGUUAGUCUGACAAGCUUCACACGUUUUAAGAUGCAACUCAGGCCAGUGUACAAAAUCCCGGACUCCAUUCUGAGUGAGCGAGUCUCUGCUGUAUUCCCCCGGGGUGAUUUAAAACCCUUGCAUCUGCCAAAGUACCAAGAAAAUGUUUGAGUUUACGACACAAAUGACAAACGUCAUCUUCACUUUAUCAUUCACACAGCAGCAGGAAUAAAUUAUUUGGCCAGUGAUAGAAUUAGUUAAUUACACAAUCGAGCAAAAAUCGAGGGAAAGACCUUUUGGCAGCCAGGAAUAGAGGUCCUGCCCAGAGCACUGGACUCACAGUGGUAGUUUACUUUUGACUGUAUGACGGUUGUUGUGUCUGAAAUUGCAGUCGAAGCUUUACACUUCCUCAUACCUUACUUUUGUUUAACUGACAGGCAGCCUUUUUAUCUUUUUUUGCUUUUGUUUUUGUAAUCUUUUGUAACAUAUUUGCUAAACUGAAGUUAAACUGCACUUCAAUGCAAGGAUACGCAUAUAUUAUAUGUUCCUUUCAGAGGGAUACAAAACGGGAAAUACUCAAGUGUAAGGUGGUUCAGUUUGAAGGCUUGGCAACCUUAUUCUUAUGCCAACUGCUGGUAUCAGAAUCACAACAGUCUCUGGAAUAAGUGGCAUUUUUAAGGUGGUCGAGUUCCUUCUGUAGUCCACAUUGGAUGCGCUGAUAACUUGUGAAUAAUCACCACCUGUUAAAAUGUUAAGUUUAAUAACUGCCAGAAAAUGUUUGUGUGUUCAAUGUUGGAUAGGUGGACUUAGACACGGCAGUCUUGAUUUGGUGGCGUUGAAGUAAGCUUGUGGAUAUUUGUGAAGAAAGUAAUGGACCUGGCCUAGGCUAUGGAAUAUUCUGGUUCUGCAUGGUGUAAAUGCAUGCAGAGUGGAACUGAUCUAACGCAAUGCCUCUAUAGUGUCCUUGGCACAGCUUGUAUACUCGAUAGUAGGGAAGUAAGCCUUUUCCAUCACGGCGCAUGUCUUGCUCUUCCUCUCCUAUUUUUGAAACGCUUUUGUGCAUUUUGAGUUUUUGCUAUUCCGUGUAGAUUGCAGAAAUUCUAAAUGAAACAAUACUUGCACAUGCUAAACGAUAGGCAUACGUCCAAUGCAGUAGAAUAGAUACUUUUUCAUACAACUUUUUUUUUUGCAGUUUCCUUGAAUUAACGUUGCCAUGGAUCAAGAUUAAGUGCAAUCCCGCCCAAGAAGCUGAACUCUGAAAUACCCCAGCCCAUACUGGAAUUGUAAGUUAGACGUGGAGUUAGUGUAAGCAUUUCAGGAUAUAUAGAGCUGACCAAUGUAUGUUUGUACUUUCAUAGAUAUUGUCAUAGUUUAGACAGUUACAUUAACAUUAAACUAUUUAAACAAGUGCAUUACUACGAAAGGUAAUGAUGCCAAAAAUGUGCCCAUCUUAGUUUUUGCAGUUUCUGUGGCUAGAUUGAAGUGUCUAAAUCCCAGUGCCUUCGCAUACAGAAAAGUAGAUUCUUGGAAGAUGUUUGCGAUUUAAGUUAUUAGCAUGCAUGCUGUAUGUUGUGACCAGUGAAUAAAAACAACAUUUUUUUUCAGUUUAAAUCAAAACAUGAUCUUUGAAUCCCAUUUGGUGUUUUGAUCUAUGGCAUUGCAAUCUCAUGUUACCUGCACUGAAAAAACCCUUCCCAGAGUUUAGCAAAGGGUCUAAAAUAAAAUUAUUGUUCCCUCCCAAUGUUCUUACUUUACCCUGUUUGUUUUUUUGUCUGUCACAUAACAGUUAGAGGAGUGUGUGGAAUUAAGCACUAACCAUGAGCAUGAUAAAACCCUGGGUUACAAAACCUACUCACUUAUUGGUGCAACUCGCACUGAUACUCGCUUCUCUGCACUGGCCCCUGGUUAGUUUUAGGAUUGAUUUUAAAAUCUUGUUGUUCGUCCGUCUGUUCCUCGGUCUCGGGUAAAGCUAAAGGGUGACGGCUUUUGUUGUGGCUACACCGAGACUGUGGAACAAACUGCCUCCCUCUAUCAAGUCUGCAGUAUCCAUAUACACCCUCAAAUCCAAGCUCAAAUCUCACUUUUCUCAUGCUUUUAAUUCCACGAGAAGUUUUUAUUGUAUCUUUAUAUAUUAUUAUUUCUGUAUUGUGUAUUUUGUUUCGUAUUUUUCCCCUCACGCACAUAUUAGAAGUUGUACAGCACUUUGGUUGACUGUAGUCAUUUUAAAUGUACUUUAUAAAUAAUAAGUAAAAUCAUUUUGUAAUCCAAUCCUACCUAGAAUCUAGAUCAAAUGUUUUUGGGUAUUUCACAUUUCUAAGGUGGAGAUUUGGAUAGAUUUGGUACUACAAAUCAAGAUAAUCUUAAUCCUACUGAAAGGGUGGAUUCAGGGUUGAUGUAAGGAGACAUGCCACAUCUAAUAUUUAAUAAAUUAUUUUAUCCAAUAAAUUGCUUUUUUGGGGGCGAAAUUAAUAGGAACCACAAACCUUUCCAAAACAAAGAAGGGUUUGUGUUCCUCUUAAUUACCCAAAAAUAAAAAAAUAUUAAAAGAAAAAUAUGUACAUGCUUUGGGAUGUUAUUUGAAAAUGUAUUAUGUCAUCUAUUCUAAAAUAAUUGAAAGAAAAUGCUAUGGCAUCUUUUGAGCAGUAAAAACAUCAUGCUGGCAAA
This is a messenger RNA of Conger conger (European conger), 4171 nucleotides long. It is a transcript of the gene letmd1, whose product is annotated as LETM1 domain containing 1. Bases 21 to 1106 code for a protein of 361 amino acids. Gene Ontology annotation, cellular component: mitochondrial inner membrane. Gene Ontology annotation, molecular function: ribosome binding. The record is from RefSeq and is a predicted model, not a curated record. Lineage: Eukaryota; Metazoa; Chordata; Actinopteri; Anguilliformes; Congridae. The transcript has 9 exons. Gene Ontology annotation, biological process: intracellular monoatomic cation homeostasis.